AUGGACUACGGCUACACCACCUCCUACACCGCCGCCGGCCACAGCGACGGCGGCGGCUUCCUGCCCAACUCCCAAAACCCCGACUCCGGCGGCGGCGCCAAACGCAAAUUCGGAACCGACACCCUCCGCCCCGUCACCAUCAAACAGCUCGUCGCCGCCCAUCACCCCUCCCCGGACGCCGAGCACUUCAUCAUUGACUCCGCCGAAGCAACACAGGUGACCUUCGUCGGGCAGAUCCGCAACAUCAGCACCCAAACUACCAACGUGACGUACAAGCUCGAUGAUGGAACGGGGAUUAUCGAGGUGAAGAUGUGGAAGGACAACGAUGCGCCGGACGAAGGCCGAACGGGAGGACUGGUGGAGCAGGGGUACGCGAGGGUGUGGGGACGGCUGAAGGCGUUUGCGAAUAAACGACAUGUCGGGGCGCAGAUCAUUCGGCCCGUGGCGGAUUUGAACGAGGUGCAGUACCAUUUGCUCGAGGCAACGGCGGUGCAUCUACACUUCUCGCGUGGGCCGCUGGAGUCGAUGCAGGCAAAGGGUGGUGCUGGGGCAGCGAACGGGGCGAAUGGGGCGGACGGGACCGAUGGAGGGUAUGCGGGGAAUAGCGCGGCCACGACGAUACCGGCGAAUUUGAGUCUGCGGGCGAAGAAGGUGCUGCAUUGCAUCCAGAACGCGGUGCAGACGCAGGAAGGGUUACAUGUCGAGCAGAUCGCUGCGCAGACUUCGAUGGAUUUUGGGGAAGUGCAGAAGGCGGGGGAUGAGCUGCAGAAUAAUGGGUUGAUCUAUACGACUGUGGAUGAUCUGACGUGGGCGUUGCUGGAUGUGUGA
Molecule: messenger RNA, 828 nt
Organism: Saxophila tyrrhenica
Lineage: Eukaryota; Fungi; Ascomycota; Dothideomycetes; Mycosphaerellales; Extremaceae
Gene: ssb2
Product: Replication factor A protein 2
Exons: 2
Coding region: 1-828 (275 amino acids)
Biological process (GO): nucleotide-excision repair; DNA replication; double-strand break repair via homologous recombination
Cellular component (GO): chromosome, telomeric region; nucleus; site of double-strand break
Molecular function (GO): single-stranded DNA binding
Source: RefSeq, a predicted model, not a curated record